AUGAAUGCAGCAAUAAGUUUAAUGCAGCAACUCAAACAGGCCAAUGAGGUUUACGAGCCGGUCUCGCGUGGAGAGAGAGAGGUAGCCAGAGGGGCAUCCAAUGCUCUGUCACUCGGCGCAUGUAGUGUAAUUAUGAAACUUAGGGGCUCCAAAAUAUUAAGACUCACCGAAUUAAAAACGUCCAUUUCUGUCGGAAAAGGUAGAGAUCGGAUUCAUCAAUCAUUUGGAAAAAUCGACUACACCCUCCGGGAAUACAUUCACCGUGCUGUCCAAAUCUACCGCGCCUUAACCUUCUCAAACCCUAACACUAUAAAUAAGUGUUCAUUCCUUCGCCAAAUCCACCAUCACAGUUCCAUCCUCGAUACUCUUCUCUCUCACAAACACACUCAUUUCGUUUCGAAGCUGAAUCGAGGACCCAGCAACGGCCAAUUUGGGAGGUUCAACUAG
Messenger RNA from Sphenostylis stenocarpa, 447 nucleotides. The record is from the annotation of a GenBank genome assembly. NCBI's taxonomy places the organism in Eukaryota, Viridiplantae, Streptophyta, Magnoliopsida, Fabales, Fabaceae.